This is a messenger RNA of Limulus polyphemus (Atlantic horseshoe crab), 1397 nucleotides long. RefSeq names its product GTP-binding protein Di-Ras2-like. The record is from RefSeq and is a predicted model, not a curated record. Lineage: Eukaryota; Metazoa; Arthropoda; Merostomata; Xiphosura; Limulidae. Gene Ontology annotation, molecular function: GTP binding; GTPase activity. The coding region runs from base 255 to 986 and encodes 243 amino acids. The transcript has 2 exons.
CAGGCAGCACUCUCAGUAGUCAUCUUCAACUCUAGUUCUCGCUGAGCCCACUAGAAAUCUGGCAACUUUCCAACACAGCUAAAUUCAAGUUCGACACGAAGAUACUGUAGAAGAGCUGGUCACCAAUCUUGAGAUUUGCACGCAUUCAGGUUGCACUCCGUUCAAAAGCAAGAUUUCUAUUCAAGAAGGUUCCGCCUCCUGUUUAACAUAAUCUAAUAAUGAAUAUUGAGAACCUAUUGGUGUAAGAUCCAACAAUGGGAGAGACUUCAUCUUAUCAAGUGCGGCUGGUGGUGCUGGGAGGGUCAGGAGUAGGAAAAUCAUCUGUCCUUAAGAGGUUUCUGUUCGACACCUAUUGUGAGAAGCACUCUCCAACUGUGGAGGACAUGCACUAUCGGGAGUUCGAUCUAGGCACCCUGACCCUGAAAGUGGACUUCCUGGACACUGCUGGCGACAUGCAGUUUCCUGCCAUGCGACGAUUAUCUAUAGCCAACGCUCAGGCCUUUCUUCUUAUAUACAGCGUAGAUAGUAAAGCGUCCUUUGAAACACUAAAGAAAUGCUUUGAAGAGAUUCGAGAACAGCGCACUGACUUCCAAGAAGUUCCCAUUGUUGUUGUUGGAAACAAAAUGGACGUGCCUAGCGAUCGCCGGGAAUUACUGAAGGAAGAUGUGGCUGAGUGGGUUUUUUGUGAACUCCCUCGGCUUCGAGUUAAAGUCUUGGAAUGUUCAGCAAAAGACAGCAUGAACAUCAAAGAGCUUUUUCGCUCUUUCCUCAUUCUGGCUAAAAUACCACUUCCGUCAGAUUCAUCGAGCUUGUACCGGCGCUCAAGUGCACAUGCAUCGAGUGGAAAAGCUAAAGGCGCCGAAGAUGGGUCUCAAAAAAGUGAACCGCGCAGUCGCAGUCUGAUCCGUCGUGUCAGCAAGAAAGUAUCGAGAAAACGAGAGUGCGCUAACAGUGAUAAUGAAACAAACGACUGUAUUCUCUCAUGAGCAUAUAGCCAUUAAUUGUUUUUGAAUCAUUUUAUAUGUCGUCUCUCGAAUGAUUUAUUCGUUAUGUAAUUUCUACUCUUCUGCUCGAUCCCACUCUAGACCCGCGCGCCCCCUACUAACGGGAAUACCUGAUUCUGUUUUCUGGUGAACCAAAACUGGAACUAUGUGAGGUACGGCGAAAAGACAACAUACAUAUCAAAGAUCAACCUGUAUUAUUAACGUCCAUAAAGCUCUAAUGGUUUACUUUGUCGUAUUACGGAAAUCACAUAUUGCAUAAAAACAAAUAUCAAUUUUUCACUUUGAAUGCACUUUCAAAUCAACCAAAUUAGUUUUAUUACUGACAUUUUACUGUGUAAGAAGCUUAAUAGAUAUAUUUUCCCUCUUUUCUGACGAGAAUUAAAUUUCUUUUAC